Moneuplotes crassus is the source of this 1291-nucleotide messenger RNA. The record is from the annotation of a GenBank genome assembly. Lineage: Eukaryota; Ciliophora; Spirotrichea; Euplotida; Euplotidae.
CGAAAUAGUAGUAAAAAGAUGAGACCAAGAAUCUGAUUAUCUCCAAAUGGAAGGAAAAACCUUAAUUUGAACGCAGUUAGGAAGCUGAAUUUAUCCAAUUUGAACACAUCUAACUUGUCUCCUCCAGGAUCUUCUUCAAACUCACCUAUUAAGUUAAGAUCUCCUGGAAAGAAUAAGAGUUCUAAAAUGGUACCAGAGUUUAGAAUCUCUGAUAUCAAGAGAAAAUCACCCAAUAGUCCCAAAAAGAAGGGAAUGAUGCUGACCAAAAGAAACAAACUGCAAGUACCAAGGGAUCAUCGGACAGAUUCAAAUCUGAACCUAUCACAAAUCUUAUCAGAUUGUGAAAAUGAGUAUGACCAGCCAGUACAGAAAAAAGACAGCAGUGAUAAUAUCAGUGCAGAAGAUAAGCGCAUUAAAACAAUCUAUGAGAGAAUCAACGAGAAUACAAUUGAUCGAAAAUAAAUACAUCACUCUUAGAAAUUCUCCAAAGAAAAAGUUGAAUAAGCUAAACCGCAUCAAGAGUUUUGAUGAAAGGAAAGAAGAUAUGUCCUUGCUCCAAGAGGCUAAGUCAAAUAUGCCAGCACGCACAAAUACUGAAAAUUUGGAACAAUCAAUUUUGACGCUGCAUACAACUAAUUCUAAUCUAAGGAAGAUCAUCAGUCAAGAUAAGCUGAAGAUCCUAAAGCUGGAGAAACAAGUCAAAAGUCUGAACUCACAGUUAUACACUAAAUGAAACCUAGUAUCCCAGUUAUGAGAAGCUAAUCACUAUUCACAAGAUUGAAAACAGGAAGAGAAGUCUUUUAUUAAGACUCUUGAAAUAAUCCAGGCUAAUCAUGACAAGGAGAUCCAUAAGAUCAAGAUUCAGUUUGCUGAAGAAUUGGAGAGCCUUACUGAGCUCUUAGCUAAAACUUCAAACGAUUACAUUGAGACUAAAGACAAUAGUUUUAAAAAGAUCGGCGAUCUCCUCGAUCUUGUCUGUGAAAAAGAAGUCAUCAUUGAGAGGUUGAAUGAUGAGAUCUGUGAUCUUAAGUUUGAAAUGAGCCAAGAGAGCCACCCAAGUACCCAAGUGACUUCGAUCAAACCUAUCGGGGAGAAAUGUCUUCAUAAGGCUAAGACUUCCUGUUUAGACCUGAAAAAGAUAUGUUUUUAACUACAAGUUCUCAAGAAAAUCAUAAUAAAAUCCAAAGUAAUGGUCUCAAAGCAAAAGAAUCCAAGCACCAACUAUGAAAGAAUUACAGGGACCUAAGGAAUAUUUAAACCGAAAUUUUUCAUCUAAAACUCAUCAUAAUAC